Molecule: messenger RNA, 715 nt
Organism: Mixia osmundae IAM 14324
Lineage: Eukaryota; Fungi; Basidiomycota; Mixiomycetes; Mixiales; Mixiaceae
Exons: 4
Coding region: 96-605 (169 amino acids)
Cellular component (GO): mitochondrial large ribosomal subunit
Molecular function (GO): structural constituent of ribosome
Source: RefSeq, a predicted model, not a curated record
UUGUCGCUCGAGUCGGCUUGUAGCUUGUCGGCUUGUCGCGAGGAAGUGGAGCAAGUCGAGCAACUGUGAGUUUGCCAGCCAGCGAUCAAGGCAAGAUGUCCUUGAGAGCGACGAUGGCCCUCCAAGGCUCGAGAAGGUUCCCGCUGAGCUCCAAGGAAGGCAACAAGGACUUCUACAAGGGAUAUGGCAAUCAUCCCGGUCUCGGCAGGAAGGCGACCGGUGUCAGACGGUCAAAGCAGUCCAGAGAGACCUACCACAUCCGUCCCAGCAUGAUCAGACGCUUCGUUGUGCCUGACAGCCUCGCCACGACAGAGAUGAAGCCCUACGUAGCUCUCACAGAAAAGAGCUCACAGGACAGCAUAGACCCACCCACAACGCCUGCAGGCUGGCCUAUGGCGGACACCAAGCCAGAAGCCAGCAGAAGCAGCCUACGUGGCGGCAUCUUUGGGCCAAAGGGCAUGGACGGUGCUUACUACCUCCAGCUUGCUCGCUACAACUCGCUUCGACUCAAUCAAAGUGACCUAGCUACCUCGGCCUCCCGCGGUGUUCUCGGCCAUUUGAGAGAUAGCGUUUCUGGCCUACUUCGUCCGAAGAAGUCUGCUUGAUCCUAUUACGAGACGACGACAAACGCAAGGCAUGAUACCGUCUGUCAUCCACUGCAAUCAGAGCCUCUCCGAGCUCGCGCAGACCGAACCGCUCGGACCUGCCAUCGGCG